AAACAAAACAAUAGCCCAAUUUUAAAUCAUUUUGCCCUAAUUUCCCCAUCUUGUCUGUUUUUUGUCCACGGCAGCUCAAUUCUUCCAUUUCCGAUCUGAUCAUCACUCUACGGACCGUGUUUUCCGGCAACAACUCACCGGAGACUCUAAUUUUCGAAAACCACCGGAAAUUCGUCGGAGGCUAGGGUUUCGUGAUUCUCCGUCGUGGAUUAAGGGAAUCGAGUUACGCAAACCGGUUCAAAAUUCAGUUUCUUAAUCAUCGUUUCAAAUCGAUCGAUCUCAAUUUUUUCGCGAUCUUCGCAAGUGUGAACUUUGGUUUUUGAUUGGCGUAGGGAUGAUUUUUUGCUUGAUCUGUUGAAAUUCCUGCAAUGUCCGGCUUACUUAAUUCUUCUCUGAACGGAUCUACUUCAAAUCUUCCAGACGGUGCUGGGCGGUCUUUUACUACAUCAUUUUCUAGUCAGUCUGGUGCAGCCUCCCCAAUUUAUCAGCACACUGGUGGUAUUCAGGGAUUGCACAACAUGCACGGGAGCUUUAACAUUCCCAACAUGCCCAGUACUCUUACAUCAAGAAACUCAACAAUAAAUAGCAUGCCAACUGGAGCGGUUCAACAACCUGCGUCAAGCCUUUCUAGUGGAAGAUUUACAUCAAAUAAUCUACCUGGUGCUCUGUCACAGCUAUCUCAUGGAAGCUCUCACGGACAAUCUGGAGUCAACAGUAGAGGAGGUAUAAGUGUUGUAGGAAAUCCUGGUUUUAGCAGUAGCUCAAAUGGAGUUGCUGGUUCUAUUCCUGGGAUUCUUCCAACUUCUGCUGCAAUUGGUAACCGUAAUGCUGUUCCAGGAUUGGGAGUAUCCCCAAUUUUGGGAAAUGCAGGUCCUCGGAUAACAAGUUCGAUGGGAAACAUGGUUGCUGGAGGGAACAUUGGGAGGAUAAGCUCUGGAGGAUUGUCCAUUCCGGGUCUUGCUUCACGUCUCAAUUUAAAUGGAAACAGCGGAUCUGUUGGUUUAGGCAUGCAAGGACAAAAUCGAUUGAUGAGCGGUGUGCUUCCACAAGACCUCAUUUUUGAUUCAGGAUCUCCUCAGGUAAUUUCAAUGCUAGGAAAUUCUUAUCCCAGUGCUGGAGGUCCACUUUCACAAAGCCAUAUGCAAGCAGUACAUCACUUGAACUCUAUGGGGAUGUUGAAUGAUUUAAAUUCCAGUGACAGUUCACCCUUCGACCCUAAUGACUUCCCUUCACUAUCAAGUCGUCCUAGUUCUGCUGGGGGCCCUCAAGGACAGUUGGGCUCUUUACGAAAACAGGGUCUUAGUCCUAUUGUACAACAAAACCAAGAGUUUAGCAUUCAAAAUGAAGACUUCCCAGCUUUACCAGGAUUCAAAGGUGGUAAUGGAGAUUUUACUAUGGAUAUGCACCAGAAAGAACAACUUCAUGACAAUGCUAUGUCAAUGAUGCAAUCACAGCAUUUCUCAAUGGGGAGGUCAGCCGGUUUCAAUUUGGGAGGAUCUUAUUCAUCACACCGAGCUCAGCAACAACAGCAGCAGCAUGCUCCAUCUGUCAGUAACAGUGGUGUCUCUUUUUCAUCUGUGAACAAUCAAGAUCUUCAUCUGCACGGGUCGGAUAUUUUUCCGUCUUCAAACUCUACAUAUCAUUCACAGACCAGCGGACCUCCUGGGAUUGGAUUAAGGCCUCUAAAUUCUCCAAAUACUGUUUCUGGUACGGGUUCAUAUGACCAGCUCAUCCAGCAGUAUCAACAACACCAGAACCAGUCCCAAUUUCGCCUUCAGCAAAUGUCAGCUGUAAAUCAGUCCUUUAGGGAUCAUGGCAUGAAGUCUAUGCAAACUGCACAAUCUGCUCCUGAUCCAUUUGGUUUGCUUGGCUUGUUAAGUGUAAUCAGGAUGAGUGAUCCUGAUCUGACAUCUCUUGCUCUUGGAAUCGAUCUUACAACACUUGGGUUGAAUUUGAAUUCUUCAGAAAAUCUUCACAAGACUUUUGGGUCUCCUUGGUCUGAGGAACCAGCUAAAGGUGAUCCAGAGUUUAGUGUGCUUCAAUGUUAUUAUGCUAAACCACCUCCUGCCUUACAUAAAGGAUAUUUUUCGAAGUUUAAUUUGGAAACGUUGUUUUACAUAUUUUACAGCAUGCCCAAAGAUGAAGCACAGCUAUAUGCCGCAGAUGAACUGUACGAACAAAAGUGGUUUUAUCACAAAGAGCAUCGCAUGUGGUACAUAAGAGUUCCCAACGUGGAGCCGCUUGUCAAAACACCCACAUACGAGAGAGGAUCUUAUCAUUGUUUUGAUCCAAACACUUUUGAAACAGUCCGGAGGGAUAAUUUUGUUCUUCAUUAUGAACAUGUGGAAAAGAGACCGUCUUUGCCACAACAUUGACGAGUGGACAAAAAACCUUCACUGUAAAGCUUUUUAUGUAUGAAUAUAAUUUGUUAUUAUGGAAGCCAUUUUAUUUAAGUAUUAGUGUAACUUCAAUAUGUUGUUUCUUUUAGAUUUUAUUAAAUCUCGAUUCACCGAGAGCUGUUAUCUCAUGGCCCAAAUAUGAAUUGUAGUUAUUAGAGUAGACGCCAGGUUAACCUAACCUAGCUGUUCCUGUUUGUCAAAUGCACCAUAUAUAUCUGAAUACAUAAAUAAAGUUAUGUUAGUAUGCA
Trifolium pratense (red clover) is the source of this 2647-nucleotide messenger RNA. Its product is annotated as probable NOT transcription complex subunit VIP2. The transcript has 14 exons. Bases 369 to 2375 code for a protein of 668 amino acids. Gene Ontology annotation, biological process: regulation of DNA-templated transcription; nuclear-transcribed mRNA poly(A) tail shortening. NCBI's taxonomy places the organism in Eukaryota, Viridiplantae, Streptophyta, Magnoliopsida, Fabales, Fabaceae. The record is from RefSeq and is a predicted model, not a curated record. Gene Ontology annotation, cellular component: CCR4-NOT core complex; P-body.